Molecule: messenger RNA, 3012 nt
Organism: Scleropages formosus (Asian bonytongue)
Lineage: Eukaryota; Metazoa; Chordata; Actinopteri; Osteoglossiformes; Osteoglossidae
Product: nuclear receptor-interacting protein 3-like
Exons: 8
Coding region: 874-1536 (220 amino acids)
Biological process (GO): proteolysis
Molecular function (GO): aspartic-type endopeptidase activity
Source: RefSeq, a predicted model, not a curated record
GCGGAAAAGCCGGUAUUCGGCACAUAACUGUAACUGGGUUCACGAUGCAGUGAAAAGACUAACACAGCAGCAGUGAAGACCAUCUGGCCCAACUCUGCCCGCAGUACAGGCCCUCUUACACAGAUGUCCUGUCUGGAACUGGGGUAUCUGUGGAGGAGGGUCUUCAGGCACUAACUCUGAAGGAGAAGGAAAUCGGCGUGGUGGAGAUGGUAAUGGAAAUGGCGGCAGGGACCGGAGAGGCCCUUAGUGAGGCCGAAGAGCCCCAGGGAGCAAGCCCUGGCCCUAUCCUGGCGGAUAUCCUGAAGCGAAAAAAGGAAGAUUCCACACAUAAGAAAAAGAAGAAGAAGCCCAGAAGGGAGGCUGCGGUAUCGCAGGGGGUCCUCUCGUUGGCUGGGUCCCCUUCGGAAGAAGACCGAGAGCGAUCCUCCUCCCCAGAGAAGAUGGAUGUCUCCUAGUCGGCGGUCGUCAUAUGAAGGAGGACGGGCGACGUCAAACUCGGAGGCAUACCUCCCAGGGGGGAACUCUAGUGGGGCAGUGGGGUCAACCUCCUCUGGGGAGAGGGUUUUAGUGGACUAAAUUAAUAAAGUAAAAAUAAAGUAAAAAGAACUGCUUUGUUUAAUCAGUUUGAGUCCUGUCCCUUCAAAGUCUGUUUUUUGCAGGAAGUCCACCUCCAGGACCAGCGGGAUGUGACUCUUUUCUCUCACAAAUGGAGGAAAGGUGAAUCCUACUGGAGUGUAGGUGGCGUCCACUCUACAGACAUAGGGAUGCUUUUUGGGGACUGCACUUUUGAGAAGGAGCCGGUGAUCGCGAAGCAGCGGAGCCGUCGGAGCUGCGAGCGCGCGGACAAGCCCUCCGAGGAGCAGCGCGAGCGCGAUGGAGCUGAGGCAGCAGCGCAGAACGAAGCAGACGGCGCGUUUCAUCCACAAAGACUCAGCCGACCUGCUCCCGCUGGAUGGACUCAAGAAACUGGGCACCUCCAAGGAGAUGCAACCGCACAACAUUUUACAGCGGCGGCUGCUGGAGGCCAACCUUUCGAGGUGCAGGCUCAACAGUCGAGGUGUUAAAUCCUCGAAUAACAGCUCUGGGCAGAACAUUGGUCCCCACUUGAGUAAACAGGACAGUUUUUUCUUGCCAGAGGAAGAGGACUACAUAUUUGUAUUAUGCAAGUGUUCAGGAAGAGAGAUGAAAAUUUUGAUUGACACUGGCUGCAAACUGAACCUCAUGUCCACAGGAUGUGUUGAAAAGCUUGGAUUAAAGGAAAAGGUCAACAUGAACAAAACAGAGACAGACUCCAACUUUUUCCACACCCUCCAGAUUCAGGGGCAGAUUGAAAAAUUCCUGCUGGCAAUCGGACAAGUGAAGAUCGAGUGCACGAUGACUGUUGUGGAAAAUGAAAAGCCCUUUUUGUCCCUCGGGAACAGAACCUUGAAAUCUCUGAAGUGUGUGAUUGAUACAGAGAAGGAAAUUCUGGUCCUUGGCAGAACAGAGAGGGAACAAGUCCAGUUUGUUGAUUGUAAGAGUGGGUUACAGGACUAAAUCUGUCCCUGGUUCUGAGAAGUUCGGUAUCCUUACCUUUAUCGGUGACUGAUUUCAGAGGCUUGCAUUUGGAGAAAGUUCUAUCAGCCUGGUUGGAGAAUGGUAAACAUAGGUUGCAGUAAGCACUAAAGUGGAACUCUCAUAGGUUAAUUCCCCUGUCAGAUUCCCCUGGGAGUUCAGUUUUGCUAACAUUUCACCAUGGUUCUCACUGAUGCCAAAAUGUACUUUGUAUGAUGGUUUGAAAAAUGUACAGUUUAGAGCAGAGUUGUCAAACUCAGUCCAUGAUGGGUCAGUAUCUGCUUUGGUUUUUGCUUUAAUCACAUACUACGUUGUUAGUUUUACCCAUAAUAAUAAUAAUAAUAAUAAUAAUAAUAAUAAUAAUAAAGCAAGCAAGCAGAUUCUUCAUUCAUUUCCCCAAAGUGAUUUAAAAUGUGAAGUUUAAAAACUCAGUUAUGGCAAUUAUUGACCCAUUUACACUUCUGGAUGUUUUUUCUGGAACAUUUUUUGAUAAAUAUCUUACUCAAAAGAGUACUACAGUGGGAAUGGGGUUCAAACCUGGGUCUUUUGAUUUCAAGGCAGCAGCUCUAACCACUGACUACAUCAUCAAACUUCAUUAAUAAAUCAUGCAUAUGUAACUAAGUGAAUACAUGUGGCCCAAUAAUGGAUUUAUUUCAUGACUAAAGGCAGGUAAAUUGAUUGGAGCAAAAACCAGCAGAUACACAGGACUUCUAUGGACUGAGUUUGAUUACGGAUUACAAAUAAAAACAAACCAACAACCUUACUGUUAUAUUUAGCACAUACUGUUAUUUUUUUGAAUGUAGGGAAACAAGUGCAUUAUAUACCAGUGAUUAUAUACUGUUACUAGGACAUGUGUGAGUGUUAGGAAAUGCACUCCUAUGUAAGCAUUAAUGCUGCUGUUGUGGAUUCUGUGCUGUUUUAGAACACAACUCUUCUGUACUAGAUGCACUGUGUGGAGACUUCACUUCUCAGCAACCCAUCUUUUAGCCAGACUUACACAAGUAGCACUUUAUUUUUGGUUGGUUGUCAAGAGAAGAUUAUUUUGUGCAAGUAUUUUUAUGAUAUCAGAUGAAUGCAAUAAGCCAGACAAUAUGUUUUGAUGCACAUCAUUAAAUAAAUAUUAUCCAGAGACAUCCUCAAGUACCCUUCUUAGUAGUUUUGAUAUAGUAUAAUAUUUUCUUAGGUGUAGCAGUCUUAAGGUCUUGACACUUUGAACAUUGGUUAUUUUUAAACUAAAAAAAACUAUAGCCCACAUAAGUGUUACACCGUGCAUAUUUAAAUAAAGUCAGUGUGAAUCUAAUCAGUCGUUUGUUAUUGUGGAAUUGUGUUUUUAUUGCAGUACAAAACAGAUUUGAAUUACAAUACGUGAAUACGCAGAGCUAAGUGCUGAAUACAUUUGCAGAAUCAAGUCAGCUGUAUAUCAUGGAAAACACAAAGUUUAUGUGAACUGAAAUUAAA